Messenger RNA from Corythoichthys intestinalis (scribbled pipefish), 1680 nucleotides. It is a transcript of the gene calm1b, whose product is annotated as calmodulin 1b. Lineage: Eukaryota; Metazoa; Chordata; Actinopteri; Syngnathiformes; Syngnathidae. The transcript has 6 exons. The record is from RefSeq and is a predicted model, not a curated record. Gene Ontology annotation, molecular function: enzyme regulator activity; calcium ion binding. Bases 155 to 604 code for a protein of 149 amino acids.
AGUGCGCGUGUUGGCGGAGGGAUACACAAAGCAAUUCCCCCCCUCUCUAGCCGCUGCAAUAUACACGCGUUCACCCGUUAGUGGAGCUCCAUCUAAGGGACGAGCACAUUCCUGGUCUGCCUCCACACACCGACAAGCACACAAUCCAUCCGACAUGGCUGACCAACUAACAGAGGAGCAGAUUGCAGAGUUCAAGGAGGCCUUCUCCUUAUUCGACAAGGAUGGCGACGGCACCAUCACCACCAAAGAACUCGGCACUGUUAUGAGGUCGCUGGGACAGAACCCCACAGAGGCCGAGCUGCAAGACAUGAUCAAUGAGGUGGACGCUGACGGUAAUGGAACCAUUGACUUCCCUGAGUUUUUGACCAUGAUGGCAAGGAAAAUGAAGGACACAGACAGCGAGGAGGAGAUCCGCGAGGCUUUCCGAGUAUUUGACAAGGACGGAAACGGCUACAUCAGCGCCGCAGAGCUUCGUCACGUCAUGACGAACUUGGGCGAGAAGCUAACGGACGAGGAGGUGGACGAGAUGAUCAGAGAAGCAGACAUUGACGGAGACGGGCAGGUCAACUACGAAGAAUUUGUACAGAUGAUGACCGCCAAGUGAAGUUUCCCCGCCCCAUUCUGUCCCUUCUUAGAAGAAAAAAAAGAAAAAAAAAUGGGAAAAAAAAAAUCUAAUGUUUUACUUACCUCUUGGGGAAAAAAGUUCAUUUAUUCAUACUGUUUCUGUAUAGAAAAUAAUUGAAUGUUGAAUUACAAUAUCCUUCUGUCCACACAGGGAAAUAUUAAAGAAAAUAUACAAAAAUAUCUGCAUGAAAAAGAUGGUUAGUGAUCCUUCCCCUCCCUUCCCUCCUUCCUCUGGAAAUCAAUUUAGCAUCAAUACUGAACAAAUAAUAACAUCCACCCUGUAACGACUACUUUCAGACUAAAGCAAAGAAGUUGGUGUCCAGUUCCAUUUGCUCGUGCUAAAUGUGCGGGCUGGCCAUCUCCUCUAUAUCUCUUUUUCUGUUCUUCGUGCAUGCAAGCUUGAGACCGGAGCACAUACAAAUACCCCCGACCCUCUCUGUCCCUCCCUAGCCCCCCAACCAACCCUCCUCCGGGCUACCAGAGCGUGCUGAUUCCACUAUACGCUGUCCUCUUGAUGGUUUGGUACAGUUUUUUUGUAUUUGGAGAGGAACCCUGUAAUGUUAAGAUGAGAGAAGAUUCCAGGUUCUGACUCAUAAAGCAUAAAGUGGAACGGGACUUAAUCGUAUGCUAGUUAAAGUUCAAAAAUAUGUACAAAAAAAAAAACUUAAAAAACAAAAACAUUUUGGCAUGUUCUUAUUUUUUUAUGUUAUAUGGACGACCAUCUUAGUAGUUGUGUGUGUCCUGCCCUUUUAAAGGAGGAGGGGGGACUUCAAGAGUCUUACGGUGAGCUUUCUUUCUUAGAUUUUGUUUUCAUUAUUUCGCUGAGAUGGAGUGUCUGUCCUGUUUUCUUGCAAGAGAGAAUCACUGGCCUUCACUUUUUCUUUUUCUUCUGUUUCUCGACUCAGACGAGCGAGCGGUGUGCUGCGUUUACGCCGCUGGUUGUGAACGAGCAAACCGCCGCUCUUCAUGAGUUCAGUUUACAUUCAUUCCAAGUUGUACAUGCUAUAGUUUUUUUGUUUUGUUUUUUUUUUUUUCAAAUAAAAACCAUGAACUUUA